This is a messenger RNA of Monopterus albus (swamp eel), 2311 nucleotides long. RefSeq names its product 5-hydroxytryptamine receptor 3A-like. Gene Ontology annotation, molecular function: extracellular ligand-gated monoatomic ion channel activity; transmembrane signaling receptor activity. The record is from RefSeq and is a predicted model, not a curated record. Gene Ontology annotation, cellular component: membrane. Gene Ontology annotation, biological process: monoatomic ion transmembrane transport. The transcript is spliced from 10 exons. Bases 293 to 1441 code for a protein of 382 amino acids. NCBI's taxonomy places the organism in Eukaryota, Metazoa, Chordata, Actinopteri, Synbranchiformes, Synbranchidae.
UUCUACAUGUCCCGGCCAGUUGAUAACCACACAAAGACCACCCACGUAUUCCUGGAUGUAAAGCUCUAUGCCAUUCUAGACAUACAUGACAUCACAAAAUAACAUUUUAUCAGCUGGAAGGAGCAUAUGAUAAGUUCUUGGUGUUUACAGCUGCAGCAUGUGACCAUUUAUGAAGCACUGAUUAAUUUAACCUCACAUCAGUUUGUUCAGUAAGCCUCCAUGGUCAUGGCCAUUAUAGAGGUGGUAAGAGAAAGAGAAGGACCAGCAAUUUGUUCCUUACGUUUGGAUUACCAUGGAGUGGCAUAAUGACUACAUUUAUUGGGAUCCUGAUCAAUUUUGCAGUAUUAAGUCUGUGUCUGUUCCUAGUGAAGUGAUGUGGAAGCCAGAUAUCACUAUUGAGGAGAUGACAGAGAGGGACAAGGCUCCCCCUUCUCCUUAUCUAAUUAUUACAAAUAACGGUACUGUCAAAGUUGCAAACGACCAGGUGUUGGUCAGCACGUGCACCAUGGAAACCUAUAAAUUCCCCUUUGACAUUCAGCGCUGUACCCUCACCUUCACAUCUAUUGUACACAGUGUUUUAUGUUUUUCUUCAGUCAAGGAACUCGAGCUCAAGCCCUUCGUUAACUCCGCAGAGGCCACAGAGGACUCACGCGAAGUAAUGCGGACCCAGAGCGAGUGGCUGUUCAUCAGCAUGAAUGUCAGCAACAAAAGUAUUGAAAUGGAUGGCUUUAACCAAAGUUUUGUCAUUUACACUAUCACCAUGAAAAGGAGGUCGGCUCUCUAUGUCGUCAACUUUUUGCUGCCUAUCCUGUUCUUCUUGUGUCUGGACUUGGUCUCCUUCCUGAUCUCUGACAGCGGGGGCGAGAAGCUCAGCUUCAAGGUUACUGUGCUGCUUGCUGUCACUGUGAUGCAGCUUAUUCUGAAUGAAAUCCUGCCUUCCUCGUCAGACAAGAUUCCACUUGUAGCGAUCUACUGCAUUGGGAUGUUUGCAAUGAUGAUGCUCAGUCUUGUGGAGACAAUCGUGGUGAUGUAUCUGAUAGAAAAGGACUCUGCAUCCCAAGAUGACAAUGAACACAUCGGCCUAGAUGUGAACUGUGGGGAUUCACCAGCCAACUUCCUCAACUGUUUAGAAGUUAAUAAACGGAGGCACAAUGAAAGUUCCUGUAGUGAUUCGAUUGGUGAAAUGCCAUCAGAACUGCGGUCGGUGGACAAAGAGGAUAGUGACUGCCAACUGAAGAAUGAAUCCUCUGAAAAGCUCUCAGGUGAGGCUGUGAGAACACUGAUUUUGCUCCUCAACAGUAUGAAGGCAGAAGGGAAGAAGCCCGGCUACUGGACCAGAAUGACCAAAAUAAUCAACAAAGUGUUCCUCGGCUUCUAUGUCACAGCUGCUGGUCUGUUUUUACUCUGUAUUUUUGUUGGUUGGACUAAGGAACAAGAUUAAUAGUGGUAAAUAAUGAAACAUACUGCAUGACUGACUUCUAUUUCCCACAAGUUGUAAACAUUACAAAUUGUAUACACAAGGUUGCAUGACCCUACAGUCAACACACUGAUUGUUGAUGAUCAGUGCGAUCCCGCAGGACAAUAUCAAAACAAAAUGUAUGUAUUGACUGACAACAAAUAAUACUACAGUUUAGUUUGUAAUAAGCAUUGUUGUUUUAAAGUACAAUCUCUAAAAAUGAAGCAAGUGCAAGCAAAGUUGUUUGCGAUGCUAAAUUAACAUAUGCAUACUUAUAAUCCUGAAGCAUACAAGUUCCAGGACAUUUGUAUAAUUAAUUUCAUGCCAUUUGUUUUUGUUCCUGUACAAAUGUUUUUUAAUCUCUAUUAAGAUUUACUUCUGUUCUAGGAAUGUGGAAAUCCAGUGCUGUGUAAUUCACAUCUGAUAUUUGUUUCAUGCAGUAUUUAAAAAUAAAACAUAUCAAUUUUACAUUUCAAAUAGUACAACUCACAAAUGGCUAGUGACAAAGGGAAAUUAUUAUGAUCACUAUUAUUUGUAUGUUGUCUCUGCAAGCAAGUUUUUAAUGCACUUUUUCUAAAUGCAACUUACAUGUGCAAAUAUUUGUAGAUGUUAGUAGCAAUAAUUUGUUGUUUCCAAGUCCAAGCUGAGACACCAGGUGGCACUGAAAAGCUUCAUGAGCCAUAGACAUCAUGAAAGUCUGAGUAGUUGGCUAAAAACAAUCUGUUUCCCCUUUAACAAUUUUAGACACGUUGUAUUCUGAAGAUAUGUGUUUUUCUAUGUCUUUAGUAAUGUCAUGCCACUGUGUGCUUUCACAUUUCAAGCAUUAUUCUGCUUUAUGUAUAAUAGAAUAACAGU